Molecule: messenger RNA, 1402 nt
Organism: Nilaparvata lugens (brown planthopper)
Lineage: Eukaryota; Metazoa; Arthropoda; Insecta; Hemiptera; Delphacidae
Gene: Trmt61
Product: tRNA (adenine(58)-N(1))-methyltransferase catalytic subunit TRMT61A
Exons: 1
Coding region: 279-1205 (308 amino acids)
Biological process (GO): tRNA methylation
Cellular component (GO): tRNA (m1A) methyltransferase complex; nucleus
Source: RefSeq, a predicted model, not a curated record
UUCAUUUUAUAAACACGUUCCUACUCAAUUACAAUUCAAAAUAUAAUUAAUAUAAUGUUCAUAGUGAAGUAAAGUGUAUUUUAUACUUGUGGGAGUGAAAAGAACAGUGGAUCAAAGUGAAUGCAAGGAACACAAUGCUAUUUCUUAUCCGCCAAGUGUCAAGUUUCGAAACAAUAACCUGCGUUGUGUAGAUACUAUAGAAUACUAUUUUAUAGAUAUUUAGAAGAUUCUAUUAAUAAAUUUGAGUAUCGUUUCUAUUCAGUGAAAAAUAUUUCAAAAUGAGUUUCUCAUCAUUCAAACGUACAAUUGAAGAAGGCGACCAAGUAAUUCUCUACCUCACUCCUUCCAGUAUGCACGCAAUCGAGGUCUCGCCGACACUUAUAAACAAAAACGGACAAACAGUUGACAACGUAUUUCAAACAACUUUUGGCGCAUUGAAAGUAAAAGACUUGAUCGGUAAAGACUUUGGUACGAAAGUUAGUUUGACUCGUGGUUGGGCGUACGUUCUUUACCCAACUCCCGAACUGUGGACACUAACCUUACCUCACCGCACUCAGAUAAUCUACACUCCUGACAUCAGUAUGAUCAUCAUGCAGCUAGAAAUCAAACCGGGUAGUGUUGUGAUUGAGUCUGGAACUGGUAGUGGGUCUUUAUCACAUGCAUUAGCAAGAUGUGUGCGCCCAAAUGGUUCAGUUUUCAGCUAUGAUUUUCACGAACAACGUGUACAGAUAGCACAGAACGAAUUUGUACGACAUGGUCUAUCUGAUGUUGUUACAGUGGAACAACGAGACGUUUGUCAGUUGGGAUUCAGUCCGAAAAUUGACGGAACCGCCGAUGCAGUUUUUCUAGACCUUCCUCAUCCCUGGCUUGCCGUGCCGUUAUCGGUGAAAUCUUUCAAGCAAUCCGGCGGACGUAUCUGCUCGUUCUCGCCUUGCAUGGAACAAGUGCAACGGACUUGUGAAACUUUGACGAAAAACGGGUUCACCGAAAUUGUAACCCUGGAAUGUAUGCAACGUGAGUUCGCCGUUAAAAACCAGGGCUUUCCGGUUUACAACUUGGAUGAAAUCAACGAGGCUGAAGAUGGAUCUCAAAAUCAUAUUCCCGCCGAAACAAAAAUGAUAACCACCUGUAGAGCUAACUUCAAUACACCGGGGCAUACAGGGUAUUUGACAUUUGCUUCCUUACCUCCGGUGUGGGCUCGAUAAAUGCAGAUAGACUUUUUAAUGUUUUCUAUUGACAUUUUUCUAAUGUGCAAGUCUAACAGGAAAUAUGUUUAUUUAUUUUUAUGAGAAGAAGUACCUAACUUACUGUACUUGGCAAAUUGAAGGACUGUCUAAAUUCUAUUGAAUUUUUAAAAUUUCAACAGUAUGUGAAGGAUAUCAAUAUAUUUCUAUGGAUCAAA